Molecule: messenger RNA, 1383 nt
Organism: Prunus persica (peach)
Lineage: Eukaryota; Viridiplantae; Streptophyta; Magnoliopsida; Rosales; Rosaceae
Product: probable enoyl-CoA hydratase 2, mitochondrial
Exons: 8
Coding region: 259-1173 (304 amino acids)
Biological process (GO): fatty acid beta-oxidation
Cellular component (GO): mitochondrion
Molecular function (GO): enoyl-CoA hydratase activity
Source: RefSeq, a predicted model, not a curated record
ACUCAAUUAAAAAAUCCUAACAAAAAAUUGAAUGUAGACUUACUUGAUUACGCUUGUAUUGAAGUCCUCUCUCCUCCCAGGGCGCUCUAUCUCUGCGCCACUCUUUCUCAAACUCACGCAAUAGCUGACUAGUCCGACUGAACUCCAACCGUCGACAAACCACUUCAACCGCCGAGUCCGGCGCUGAGUUCCCUCCAGUUGACGAACGUAAGAUUUGUGUUACUCUGGAACCUCUUGAGCUUGAGCUUGUGAAAGAAAAUGGUGGCUGCUUUGAAAGCCGUAUGCAGGUCACCGAGACAUUACAAACCCAGAACCUCUGCAUUUCCAGAGAGUCAGCAAUGGCUUUACAUAGCUCGCCGCGGUCUAAUUUUGGAUCAAGCACCUUCUCACUCCGUCAGCCUUCACAGACUCUCUGACUCCGAUUCAGGGAUUGUUGAGGUUAGUUUGGAGAGGCCUGAGGUGAGAAAUGCAAUAGGGAAAGAUAUGCUGAGAGGGUUGCAGAAUACCUUUGAAGCUAUCAGUAAGGACUCUUCUGCUAAUGUUUUGAUGAUCCGCAGCAAAGUGCCCAAGGUAUUCUGUGCUGGCGCGGAUUUGAAGGAACGCAAAAUGAUGAGUUCAUCUGAAGUUCGAGAUUUUGUCAAUACGCUGCGUGCCACAUUCUCGUUUUUGGAGGUACUUUGUAUUCCUACUAUUGCUGUUAUUGAAGGAGCAGCAUUGGGCGGUGGACUUGAAAUGGCUUUAUCAUGUGAUCUCCGGAUAUGUGGAGAAGAAGCAGUGAUGGGCUUGCCAGAAACAGGACUUGCUAUAAUUCCGGGGGCAGGUGGAACACAGCGACUUCCUAGAAUUGUGGGAAAAGCAUUUGCAAAGGAACUCAUAUUCACUGGCAGGAAGAUUGGUGGCAGAGAAGCAAUGUCGAUUGGUCUGGUAAAUUACUGUGUUCCUGCUGGUGAAGCUCAUCUAAAGGCACUUGAAAUUGCUCGCAAUAUAAAUGAGAAGGGUCCCAUAGCAGUAAGGAUGGCAAAAAAAGCUAUUGACGAGGGCCUGGUGGUACAUAAGACCUCAGCUUUGGCACUAGAAGAAGAAUGCUAUGAACAAACCUUGAACACAAAUGAUCGCUUGGAAGCCCUAGCAGCAUUUGCUGAGAAGCGCAAGCCAAGGUAUACUGGAGAUUAAGACGAUAAAAUUGCAAUAAAUCUGUCUUGGAUGAGUUUAUUUGUGUUAUGAAAAUAAAGUUACUUGUCAGCAAUGAGAAAAGGACUGGUUCAUAGAUGCCCUAAUUUUAUAUGUGAUCAUAAUUUACUGUUAUCUCUAUAUUUGAAUGAAUUUAGAGGUCGAUGAAAUGUUUUUCAUUGGUUUAUGAUAAAUUACUUGCAUUUGGAAUUA